This is a messenger RNA of Dovyalis caffra, 960 nucleotides long. The record is from the annotation of a GenBank genome assembly. NCBI's taxonomy places the organism in Eukaryota, Viridiplantae, Streptophyta, Magnoliopsida, Malpighiales, Salicaceae.
AUGGCUCGCACAAAGCAAACAGCAAGAAAAUCCACCGGAGGAAAAGCCCCAAGGAAGCAACUAGCCACUAAGGCUGCUAGGAAAUCUGCUCCAGCCACCGGAGGGGUUAAGAAGCCUCACCGUUUCAGGCCAGGAACUGUGGCCUUGAGAGAAAUUAGGAAGUACCAGAAGAGCACCGAGCUGUUGAUAAGGAAACUGCCAUUUCAAAGGCUGGUGAGGGAAAUAGCACAAGAUUUUAAGACAGAUUUGAGAUUCCAAAGCAGUGCGGUAGCAGCUCUUCAAGAGGCCGCAGAGGCUUACCUUGUUGGGUUGUUUGAGGAUACCAACUUGUGUGCUAUUCAUGCUAAGAGGGUUACUAUCAUGCCUAAGGAUAUCCAGUUGUAUGGUUUUGAGGAUUACCAUGGGGUUGAUAUCGGUGUAUUCAGAGCAGUUCGUCUUUGGUAUGCACCUUUAUGUGGAGAAUUCGCAAUUGAGGUCAAAAUAGAAGAAGAUGACGCUAAGCUUGGAUUUGCCAUUAGCCACACAGAAGAGGGCUUUAUCUACAUUUCAUCAGUUAUGGAUGGGGAUGAAAACGUACCAUCAACAAGAAGGUUCUUCCUUGGAUGGUUUCGUUUACAGGAGCAGUCCGUUGCUUCAACACUGUCUCACUCAGCCAGAAACUUUCCUUACAUCGCCAUGCCAAGGUACCUACUCUCAUUCAUGUCUUCUUAUGGGACAGAACAGUACCUUCACCAAGUGCAGGCAAUGCUAGGAUUAGGUCUGUCUCCUCCGGUUAUGGCAUUGCCACCUGAAGUUCAAUUCGCACGUCAACCUAGUCAGAAUCAAAUACAGCCUCUGCCAGCUGAUUUGUCGAAUGAUGUAGUAGUGGGGAAUGAGGCAGAGAUUAGGCUUGAUCGAGACACUGCAGGGGAAGCAUCUUUUCUGUUCCAUGAUUUUUCACUUUCAAACAACUGGGUAUAA